Messenger RNA from Dissoconium aciculare CBS 342.82, 613 nucleotides. RefSeq lists its product as uncharacterized. Bases 201 to 572 code for a protein of 123 amino acids. The transcript has a single exon. Lineage: Eukaryota; Fungi; Ascomycota; Dothideomycetes; Mycosphaerellales; Dissoconiaceae. The record is from RefSeq and is a predicted model, not a curated record.
AGUGGGAAAGGCGGAAGCAAGACACGGGUCAGUCCCUGAUGAUGGAGGGUUUUCGCCUCGACCCUGCUGGACGAGACCAACGAUUGCGAUCGGAUAGCAGCGGUAGUGGUGGUGGCGGUAGAGCGACAAUUACGGGGCAUGGGGACGAAGGGAGAGACAUUUGAUCGAGUCAGGCAAUCCUACCUACAUGAAGUGUGUGAAUGAACGCGACCCGCACGAUAGAUUACUUCUCCGUUUGCUCUCUCUCCGUCGGUUUGUCUCUCGCUCUCUCGCUCGCGCGCGCAUCCACACCUCCCGCCGUCACCACCACCAUUGCAAGGGCAUGGGAUGUACCCAUUGUGACACUUGGCAAAAGUCUUGAUAUUACUGGGCUGCAGUGUGACAUGAGCGGCAUGAGCGGAGGAGGAGUAAGUAGGAUGCAGAGAGCAAUCUAUUCCCUCACGGCAGCGGAGGACCGACUUGGCUGGCUGGCUGGGUGGCGGCGGCGGCGGGGGCAGAGGAAUAGGGCCGACGCCAUUGACCGUCGCGGCGGACUCGUCUGGAGGCGUUCAAUAGCCUCAGAAAUUGAUUGAGAUAGAGACGGCGCGUUCUCUUCUCGAGGUGUGUGUGGAUG